This is a messenger RNA of Racocetra fulgida, 301 nucleotides long. The record is from the annotation of a GenBank genome assembly. NCBI's taxonomy places the organism in Eukaryota, Fungi, Glomeromycota, Glomeromycetes, Diversisporales, Gigasporaceae.
CCAACACAAACCAGCAUUCAUGAAUCAACAGACCUUGGGACACAAGUUUCAAUAGAAAAGACUCUUGCCACAGCCCAAAGUUAUAUAGGAUCUCACUCAAGAUGUACAAGGCCAACUGAAGAUGUGUUCAAUCCUGAAGAUAGAAAGAUUCGUGAAGAAAUAAUUCGAAUGAUAAUUCAAUAUCUUUCGGAUGAAGGUUAUACUGCAUCAAAAAUGACUAUUUAUGAUGAAGCUAAUGUGAAUUGGCAUGAGAAAGAAGAACAUGUUGUAGAAGUCAAUCGGUUAAAAAAAGCAAUAUUAG